UUUAAGUGGAUGCUGGUGGCCCGUUCUGUACUCUUUGCCAGCCAUGUGAAAAUUUGUUUUCUGUCAACCAGAAGGACAAUGGUAAUCCUAGUGUUGUAGCAUUGCGGUGGUAAAUUUGUUCGGUUCGCGUUGGUUUGAGUUAGAUUCUUGGCUCUUGAAGAAACCUUGCGAAAUGGAUUCAUAAUUCAGACAAGUUCACCUCUUUUUUUAAGACACAUUCCACCAGAAGCAAACAUCGCUUCGGGGGGGAAAAUUGAGACUAUAGUGUGAGUAUUGUGGCCUGUUUCGAGUAUGAAAACGUGAAAACUUCCUGGGGUGAAGGUGAGGAUUAUGAGGGUGGAGCAGGUGGAUUCGAAAAUUCUGUUUGCGUUCAAUGGGAUGACUGUUCAAGUGGAAUGAUCAUUAAAUUACUGUCACAAAGUCAAAUUAAAACAUUGCUGGAUUAUGCAAGAUAAUUAACAACUUUCUGUGUUCAGAAACGACAACUGGACGCGGAGCCCUGAAGUGAAAGUGUAGCAUUUUAAAGGACUGUAACAAGAUUGCGAUUGAUAACACACCAAGCAAUAAUACUCGAACUAGCGAGCAAAAAUCGGAAGAUGGUCCGAUUGUGAAAUUAGCAUUUCGCGAAGUGGUCCUCGAACGGACAACCCGAGAACAGGGCGGGAUGAAGAAGAGUGAUGACCGUCGGAUUUCACACCGCUGUCGCUUCAAAGCCACCAUUUCCGGAACAGACGGUUGCGGUUGCUCGAUAGUGCGGGGAACGUGAUGCGGGCUAUGGACCGCAAAAAAGUGCACAUCAGCGAACUUUGGUUUGUUUCUGUUGCUGCCAAUAGUUUGCACCUAGUGUAGUGUAUAAUAAUAGCAUAGAGUAGAGCCGUACUACUGCAAAUCAACAACAAAACAAAACAAAAAAAAAAAAAGAAUAACAAAUUUGCUGCCAGCUUGGGUUGCGCUUUCGCGAUGAUGGCUAAACACUUGAACACAAAGUUUAUCCUCAUGGCAAAUGGAUUAUAGUGGACGGUCAUUGGCGGCUAGAGUGCAAACACUGAACUCGCAAAAACUGAACCAGCAACGGCGCGACUGGUUUUCGUGUGCUGCCGAAGUGAAAAUGUGGCAACUGAUAGGGUUCACUCUACUAUACGCAGUGCAAUUGGGACUAGCUGUUAAGAGCGGACACUCGAAAUCGAUGGCAGCCGGUCGACUGGAAAACGUCACACAAACUAUUUCUAGGAUACUGGAAGGUUACGAUAUCCGGUUGCGGCCGAACUUUGGCGGCGAACCCUUAACAGUAGGAAUGGACCUAACAAUAGCUAGUUUUGAUGCAAUUUCAGAAGUUAAUAUGGAUUACACGAUAACAAUGUACCUAAAUCAGUACUGGAAAGACGAACGAUUAGCGUUCAACGCGUACUCGAUCUGGGGCGGCGUGGGUGGCACCGGCGGAGGCAAUCAGUACGAUCAGAACGGCGACAUCAUGAUUGAGGACGAUGGAGCGAACGACGUCAUCACGCUUUCCGGAGAUUUCGCCGAGAAGAUUUGGGUGCCGGAUACGUUCUUCGCCAACGAUAAGAACAGCUUCCUGCAUGACGUCACCGAGCGGAACAAGCUGGUGCGGCUGGCCGGCGACGGGGCCGUCACCUAUGGGAUGCGGUUCACCACGACGCUGGCCUGCAUGAUGGACCUGCACUACUAUCCGCUCGAUUCGCAAAACUGCACCGUGGAAAUCGAAAGCUAUGGUUACACCGUUUCGGAUGUGGUAAUGUACUGGCGCUCGACACCGAUUCGCGGUGUGGAGGAAGCAGAACUGCCACAGUUCACCAUAAUAGGUUACGAAACUAACGAUAGAAAAGAGAAAUUAGCCACCGGAGUGUACCAACGGUUGUCACUGUCGUUCAAGCUGCAGCGGAACAUCGGGUACUUCGUGUUCCAAACGUACCUACCCAGCAUUCUGAUAGUGAUGCUCUCCUGGGUAUCGUUCUGGAUAAAUCAUGAAGCGACCUCAGCCAGAGUGGCGCUUGGCAUCACAACGGUGCUGACGAUGACCACCAUCAGCACGGGGGUGCGCAGUUCGCUGCCCCGGAUCAGCUACGUCAAGGCCAUCGACAUCUAUCUGGUGAUGUGCUUCGUGUUUGUGUUUGCUGCCCUGCUGGAGUACGCCGCCGUCAACUACACCUACUGGGGUGCAAGGGCCAAGAAGAAAAGUAAAAAGAACAAGGAAGCAGAGAAAAAACUUUCGCGUAAACAUGACAACAGUGGAUGUUCUUCAGAAGACAUCAUAGAACUGCAAGACGUUCGGAUGAGUCCGAUCGCUUCGCUGCGGAAUAGACAUUACUCAAAUACCACCUCGACGACGGGUGGCGAUGCCGUAGAUUUGGCCAAGUUCCCUCCUAGCUUUCGAAUUGCGCGACCUUACGGUUCCUCGCGGUCUAGUGGGUUACGCUAUCGGGGUAAUCGAGGUCACAAUCGUCCCAAAAUGCUGCACGCAAUCAGACGCGGAGCCUCGGUCAUCAAGGCGUCCAUUCCGAAGAUCAAGGACGUGAACGUGAUCGAUAAGUACUCCCGGGUUAUCUUUCCGGUGAGCUUCGCAGCGUUCAACGCCGGCUACUGGAUUUUCUACGUUCUGGAGUGACCUUCUGUGAACUAACCGGACACGUAAGGUAACGCCAGUAGCAACUUCAAUGGUAGCAGCGGUGAGAACUAGAGCCACCUCCGUCAGUGUGUAGCAAGAGCGUGUGAGCGUGCGUUGUGUGCGACCUCCAUCACCUGGGAAUCACCCCUAGGAUAGUUCGAAACAGUGUAGGGUCCAUCGUAGGAGCAACCUCCACGCAUGUUGAGUUCUCGCGAGCCUCCAGCAGCAGCAUAGGUAGUUAUUUGGCAUCCGGUUAGUUCAAAAUCCGAACACGAAACAGUCGAGCAUGUACACGUUAACAGAUAAAACCGAUAAACCAUAAAACACUCACUAAGAUUAUUAGAAUCGAACAAAAUUUUAAUGAAACAUGGAGAAAACGAAUAAUUGUGACAUGAGCGUGGCCGCGCAACCAGCAUCCGUCAAUAUUAGUAGCAGUUUUAUAAGCAUUAGAUUUACACGAAGAGCAAACAAAUUAUCAGUUGUAGUGUUGAAAUUGAAACAGAAUUUAUAUCGCCGAACGCGAGGCUCAAAGUCAUAGCAGCUCAUUUCUUAUCCGUAAGAAGUAGAUUGUUACCAAGAGGUUGGGGGAAGAAACGACAGCAGAAAACAGAUAAUUUCGAGUGGCGUUAGGAACCACAAAAGCAGAACGAUUUUGUUCCGUUUUGGUGUUGACGAGUUUACUGUAGAGCAACUAGUAAUGGAAACAAUUUUGAUCUAAAAUGGAACCCAGAUUGGGCAAAUCUUCGCCAACAGGUUUAGAGAGAUUUAUGUAUUCCCGUCCCAAUAUUUUUUUGUUUGAUUUAAAAGUGUGAGGUCCAGUGAUAAUCACUAAUUCGUUAACUAGCAACGCUAAUUUUAGCCCUCACGCUGUUUAACGUAUCACGCAAAAUUUUUACUUGUUACCUUGAAGGCCAAACUAAAAAUGUUCAUUUUUGUAACAAAUUUGCUACCCUAAAAGCAAUUGAGUAACAACUCUUACUCUCUUACUGUUGAAAAUACACACUAACCACUCUAUGGAAAUCAAACGGAUUCGAAGUUUCGUAUAUAAUAAAUUAUUUCUUUUUUAUAUUCGUUUCACCCUAAACUUCAUCGUGUCAACCGCAAAAGAGACUUAUUAGGAGCUGUUUGAUAGUAAAAAACUCAUGUCAAUCAAAAAACCCAUAUUCGCUUUUUAAUGAUUUGGCAAUCGUCUCUAGAAAAUUGUAAUGCCUUUUCAUUUAUAAGCGGUAAUCUUGUAGUUCGGUAGACUAUUGAGAGUUAAAAAAUAAAAAAGAGAGUGUUUGAGAUAAUAACCAUGUCGAAAAAUGAAAUUUUACAUAGUUUGUUCUUGGUAUAAGUGGCACUAUAAAGCUACAGAGAUGAAAAUUGACUAUUUUUAUCAGUCUUUAACAACAUCAAAACUAGCAGCACUGUACCGGUUUGACAGAUCGGCAGUUCAGCUGAUUAAAUGUGUUUUUGUUAGAAAAUGAGCAGUGAGAGUGUUGUGAGCUAAACCAACUGUAAAAAUCUGAGCCAAACGAACAAGAAAUGUAACACCACGUUGACGGGUAUUGUAACUUGUACAAGAAAGAACGUGAUUUUUUGUAUACGAUUCGUUUUCAACGCUGAAUAAUGUAUCAGGAAAGAUGCAAAAUUGCAUUAUUUCAGUGCUUCUUAGCCGGGGGUUCAUCUGACUUUUUACGGUUAUCAAAGUAAUGAUCAAAUUCGAUGAAGGUGCAUAAAACUAAACGUUAACAUAACCACCUCCCCUCACAAAUUCGAAAAUUAGUUUUUCUGGGUAAAGCUUCACUUGGAUGCAGUUGAAGUUUCGUCUGUGCUGACAGAACCAGCUUCUAAGGAAGGCGAUGCUCUCACGAAAUGCAAUGAAACCGACAGAAAAGCUAAGUAAAUUCUCAUUGUCUCAUAGAAUUCAUAGGAUGAGUGAAAUACUUAUUCGGCAGAAGCAAACAACAGCUGCAAUGUGAAAGGCUCUAGAAGAAACCUUUGUGAACAAUUCGUUACAAACCAAACGUUGCCAAGAAAGUAGUUACGCAGUAGAAAGUAAUCUCCAUGCGAGCUAAUUCCAUUUGAUGAUCUUGUACAGCAAUUCAAGAUCGCAGGAACGAGAAUAAAAGAAGGUGGAUUGGUAGCUUAAUUAUUCUUGCAUCACGUGACAUCGAUGAUCAAGAGACGCAGUACGAUCAAACGGCGGCUGUUGGCUGAGGAGAGGAUUACUUCAGUGGUGUGGUGUUCGUCGGAGGUGAAAAAAGUAGCAAAAAAAGUUAACCAGCAAGUGCCAUCACUGUGGCAAAAACUGGCAUUCGAAGAAACCAGAAUGCAAUGCUAUAGCGGCAGUAGAUAAGAAGGCAGUCGUGUUCAUGGUGAAUGGUGGCCAGAAAAUGUUUGUAACUAAGAAAAUCCAGUUUUGCCUAGACUCAGGAUGCAGUGAUCAUCUCGCGAAGGAUGAAAGCCUUCUGUGGUCCAUGCGGAAGCUGGAAGAUCCUUCCAUCAUCGAUGGGGCCAAGAAUGCCGUGACACUGGUCGGAAAAUAUGCUGAAGAAGUCAAAGGUAUGUCUAACAAAAGAGUUGAAUUUAUCAUCCAGAACGUAGUACUGCUGCCAUAUCUUUGGGAAAACUUGCUCUCGGUCAAAAAGCUUUCACAAGAUGGUAUUUACUGCUCUGAUGGUCAGGACCAUGCGGAGUUCAAGAUGGACGGUGAACUGAUCGGUGUGGCGUAAUUUGUACUUGCUGACUUUGGAUGUCGUUUCUUUGAGCAAGCCAAUAGCGUAGCUGUGAUAAGUAAGUCGUAUGGGUCAUGCAGGUCAACAAGCACUGAACAACCUUGCGAAACACGAUAUGACCAUCUUUUAUAUUCCAGAGAGGGGCAGGUAACGAAAAGUCGGGAUGCCUGCCACCUUGAGUCGCCAUUGAAGAAUCCUAAGAUGAAGUUUCUGACGAAGAAUUGCAUGAAGGAACAUCGUAAGGAACAAACCCUGAAGGGCUACCUCCGCAACAAUCAAAUGGAGAUUACCUGGAAUCAACGCAAGACGAAGCGAAAGAGAGUGCAGACUCCCGCUGGUGGCCUGCAUUCGAAUACCAACGUCGACAUAGUUGUCGAUGGUUGUGGGGUGUCGUGCCCAUUCACAACCAACUCGACUGGUCUAGAUUCAAUCCCAACCGACACCGAGAGUUAUUCUGCAAAAAUUCUCUGGGAUCACGGCUUCCAUCGCAUGUGCAAGUAAACCGUUGGCAUUACGACCCGUUGAUUAACGGACCGGCGUCAGGGUCCUGGGUGGAGUCACCUCCCCGGACGUUAGUAAUUGAUACAACGGCAGAACUAGAUCGACGGAAAAUAAGCGAUAAAUAAAAAUAUUGUAUCACCCAAAGGCAAACUCUAGAGCAGAGACGACAGGGAUCACUGACUGUCGGUUGUCCGUGAUAAACUGGAAUCUAUGUAGCGGAUGGUGUAGCUUCCAGCGAAGAGAAGCCCUUGCAGUCUGCAUGAGGGAAUAUGUGAAAGGGUCCCUCUAGAAACCUGGUUUCGGUUAUCACGAAAUCUCUGCACCAGAAGACAAGCAGACGUCAAUACGAACCACUUUAGCAGUCACGAAGAGGACUAGUCAUACACCAGAAGUAUGUGCAGAUGGGUUUUUCUGCAUGGUGUACUCCAAGUGACGAUUUUCCUGCUGGACACCGCGGGCAAGGUGCUUGAGAGGAUCAUCCUCAACAGACUGGUGAGGUACACGGAGGGUGUACACGGUCUGGCAAGUUACCAGUUCGGCUUCCGGAAGGGCACGUCCACGCUGGAUGCAAUCUAUUCCGUCAUCAAGACGGCGGAGGUAGCAAUCCAACGCAAGAAAAGGGGAAUACGCUACUGCGCAAUCGUCACGCUCGACGUGAAUAAUGCGUUCAAUAGUGCCUGUUGGGACUCCAUAGCGCUCGCGCUCAGGAGCAUCCAUAUACCGGUGUCGCUGUACAAGAUUCUGGAAAAUUAUUUCCAGAAUCGAGUACUUGUUUACGACACGGAGGAGGGUCAGAUCACAGUGGACCCUGAUGCAGUUUGCCAGUCACAGAAGUCCUUGCAUGGUCUCAAGUAGGCCCCGAAAUAUAAAACUCUUCCACAUAGUUGUGAAAUUGGGUUAGAUUCCCGAUCAGGUCGAGGAUCUUUUCGAGCUGGAAAUUUUCUCGACUCAGAACUGGGGCACGGUGUAUCGUUGUACUUGUCCUACAACAUGCGCAAUGUGCCAAAAACAAUAUCGAUAACGAAUUCUCUCAGCUAAUCUAGUUGAUCGAGACCGCUAUUAGCUCUCCAAGCUAGCGUGCGAUAUUGUUUGUUAACAACCUGACCUCUCCCCCCCCCUUCAAACUUUCAAUUUUGAGCAAACAUCACAGUUACGUAACUGUCUCAAUUCCCCCUUCCCCUUAUGUAACAAUAAGUAAUGCAGACUCAACCCCCCUUCACCACCUUCAUGCUUACGCUCACGCUUACAGAAUCAUAAUAGUCGAGACCAAAGGCGUAUUGGAGCCUCAGCGAUCACCAGCGAUGCUGGAGUGUAUCAUCGAGGAACACUUUCCAUGCCAUGAUCCGAGUCCCAGCCCUCCGGCGUUCCAACAUUCUCAGACACAGACCGCCAUGCCGAAUAUCGAACUUGUGAGCUACAGUAGUCGUGCCGAGGCUGAAGAGGAGGCGAAGGGUUACGAAUGAGGAACUCAUCGUGGUCGACAACUCGUUAAAUGUGAGCAACGCCCCGAGACUGGAUAAAAUCUUAAACCACAAGACGGCCAUAAAAUUGGCCUCGAGGUGUUCCAGGUAGCCAUUCAAAAGUAUCUGGAUGACUGACUCUGACUAACUGGUCCUAUUGCCGAAAGCUUGGAAGCCGCCAGGGAAUCCAUUGGUAUAUAGACCCAUCUGUCUGCUGAACACUGCCGGCAAGGUGCUUGAGAGGAUUAUCCUGAACACAGAGGAUAAUGUGAAGAACACAGAGGGUGUAGACGGUUUGACAAGUAACCAGUUCGGUUUUCGGAAAGCUAGGUCUGCGCUGGAUGCUAUUCUUACCAUCAUCAAGAAGGCGCAGGUGGUAGUUUAGUGCAAGAGAAGGGACAUUCGCUGUUGUGCAAUCUCCACGAUUGACGCGUAGAAUGUGUUCAAUGCGCUAGCUGGGACUCCAAAGCGUUCGCAUUUAGAGGCAUUUAUGUACCAGUGUCGUUGUACAAAAUUUUUUUAAAACAGUUCCGGAAUACUUAACAAAAACUUUACAAUACGGAGGAGAGUCAGAGGUGUGUCCCAAUCACCGGAAAUUCUAUCCUGGACCCGGUGUUGCGAAAUGCCAUACGACAUAACGCUGGAGGUCAACGGCGACACGAUCGGAGAGGUCGAAUUUCGGGCCGCGCACUGCACACGCAAGGUUUGGGACUGGACGCAGUCCAGGAAAUUAGGGUUAGCGCAUCAUAAGUCCUCUGUCUUACGGUUGGGAAUAACCGUAAAUUAAAGCAACAAGCGGUAGUCAGUAUCGGAGACUGCCCUAUCACCUCGAAGCGAUCUUUGAAACUCUUGGGGGUUAUAGUUAACGCCAAGAAUUGUCCAAUUUCGCGAAACGUAGAUGGACGCACCGACUUACUCCGGAGGUAUCCGGAAGGAUCGGGAGGGGCCAUAAAGAUGUGACAAAAAUCCUGUAAGGCCAUGAUUGCUGCAGGCAAUAUUUGCACAGGUUCGGUCAAGCUGGGUCCCCAUGUGUCUCGAAAGCGUGGAUAUGGAGGAGACCACUAAGCACGUCUUCCUCGCAUGCCCUUGCUUUUUGUGUGCGAGGAGCCACAUGAUGGUAGUGAGCGGGCCAGAUACUACUCCGGACACUUAGCACGGAAGAUUUGCGAAUACCUGGAUAUUUGGAGUGUGGUUUGUACACCCUCCUCCCAGGUAGCCCUGGAGCUACAACGUGUGUGGCGGGUCAAUCACCAAAACGCGAGUGGUAGCUAACUGUGAGUUACCAGAGAGUGUAUGAAGUACAAAAAACACUUCCCUACGUUAUACUCUGAAAAACUCUGAAAAUGAUUCUGGAGCGCCCUCUUUGUUUUGGUAUACUCGAGUUACAUAGACUUACUGGUAACGAAACAUAAGAAGCUAUGCCAAAUGAAAUUAUUAUUAAUUACCGUAGGUAAGUUAAUGUAAGCAAACAAGCAAAAAGACGGUAGAAAAAGAUUUGCUUUUUUCCGCACAUUUUGUUUUGUAUGCGUUAAGUAAAACAGCCAAAUCCUUAUCAAAUUUUCAAUGCUGAUGGGGGAAUCCUGAUUACGAACGAAAUUGUUUCCAAUGCAGUCCAUAUGGUUGAAGUAAUUGAACAGUCAAUCACAAAAUCGAGCAAAAAAUGUAAAGUAUUAAUUGUGAUCAAAAAUGAGACAACACAAAUAUAUGAAUAUACAUUACCUACUACUAGAGUGUACAUUACUAGCUAUAAUAUAUCGUUACGAUACUCUCACUAAUGUGGACAUGACGGCGUCGUCGGUCCAGUGAUGAUGGCUGCUGAUUUUAGGCUGACUCCGACUGUGACUGUCAAUAAGUUUCAUGUACAAUUCAGAUACACCAGAGAAAAACAAAUUCAAGCUCUAUCCAACUUAGUAGGGGCCAUAAUGUAGCGAGUGCCUCCUGCCAACGGUAGGCCAGCGUUAUGGUUCAUUCAAUUGCUGGAUACAUUAUUAUAUAUAAUUCAUUGUUGAAGAGUAUCAGAUUAUAAUCCACGAAUUCCACAUAAACGAACAUUUCCCUAGAUUUUCUAGAUUUGAACAUUUCCCUGUUAAAGUUUAAUUACGUUAACACUCUGAUGGUUAGAGUAUUCCAACAUUUGUUUUGUACAAUGGAAGAGAAUCUAAUAGGAAAUUAACAACCAACAAAAAAACUUCAUCACAGUAGAAUUGGCGUUAGGUGUUAAAUUCCACGGUUUUACUGUCUCAUUGUUAAUCAACAUUCAAUUGCUGCCCAAUCGCAGACAAAACCCCAUUAUAUUAAUGAGGCGAAAAGUUUUAUGUUAUGUUCAAAAAAUGUAGUCAGUCGUGUGUUCGCUCAGUCCAUGAAACACGUCACAUCUAUACGGAAUUGCAUUUAGCCGAAGAAAGAAAAAAAAAACACUUUAAAAUGCGAACUUUAAAAUGGAACCAAUUCUCAUCACAAACAAACUACAGUUAAAGUGAAGAAUAAACGAGACACAACAAAUAAUUAUCUACUAAUACCAGCGGAAAAUAAGCAAGUGUUCAACGGAGCAAAAAAUUCGAAGAUAUUAUGGAACAUACCUACCUAAAUAGCCAAAUGAACGUUGUAGUAGUCCUUUAAAAAAAUAGCAAUUAAACGCACCAAAUUCGAAGAGAAUCGAUCAUGCAAACAUGAACUAAUUCGGUUUAGUUCGGUUCAGCUACGGGCAAGUUUUCAGGAUGAGUUGAGGUUGAUGAUGAUACGCAAAAUCGCUAGUGUUGCUUCCGAAAACCUAACUUACGAACCGCUGUGAACGAAACAAAACCAUGUCAACUAAACACUAAAUGCGAUAGGAAGAAUUAAAGCAAACAGAUACAAAAUAAAAACAAGGUAUAUAAAAAAUGAGAAGUAUAGUUUUAAUCGUAUUGUGAAUUACAAUAAAAUGAAAUGAUUGGAUUUUAUGAAA
Wyeomyia smithii (pitcher-plant mosquito) is the source of this 10251-nucleotide messenger RNA. RefSeq names its product gamma-aminobutyric acid receptor subunit beta-like (gene Lcch3). The record is from RefSeq and is a predicted model, not a curated record. Gene Ontology annotation, molecular function: neurotransmitter receptor activity; extracellular ligand-gated monoatomic ion channel activity; GABA-A receptor activity. Bases 1004 to 2626 code for a protein of 540 amino acids. Lineage: Eukaryota; Metazoa; Arthropoda; Insecta; Diptera; Culicidae. Gene Ontology annotation, biological process: signal transduction; monoatomic ion transmembrane transport; nervous system process. The transcript has 9 exons. Gene Ontology annotation, cellular component: synapse; neuron projection; GABA-A receptor complex.